Messenger RNA from Panicum hallii, 1099 nucleotides. RefSeq names its product ribonuclease 3-like. NCBI's taxonomy places the organism in Eukaryota, Viridiplantae, Streptophyta, Magnoliopsida, Poales, Poaceae. Gene Ontology annotation, cellular component: extracellular region. Gene Ontology annotation, molecular function: ribonuclease T2 activity; RNA binding. Bases 78 to 842 code for a protein of 254 amino acids. The transcript has 3 exons. The record is from RefSeq and is a predicted model, not a curated record. Gene Ontology annotation, biological process: RNA catabolic process.
CAGGAUCACUUGAGCACCCAACCAGCACAGCAAACAGCGUUUUGCCGUUGCAAAAACAUAGUGUAGCAGCAGAGACAAUGGCACGUAGAACAAUUGUGUUGGGCCUCAUCCUUGGCUUACUGGCUGCUGCCAAUGCGGUUCCCUUUGAUUUCUAUUACCUUAUCCUCAUGUGGCCUGGAGCAUACUGCGAGGACAGCGACAACGGCUGCUGCGUGCCCAAGUACGGCUACCCGGCGGAGGAUUUCUUCGUCAAGAGCCUCCAGACCUUCGACCUCUCCAUCAACAAGCCCAUCGUCAGGUGCAGGAACGGCAAACCCUUCGAAGCUAACAAGCUGGACAAGAUCGAGAACAGCAUCAACCACUACUGGAGCAACCUCAAGUGCCCGCCCACCGACGGCGUGAACACCUGGAAGAGCGCGUGGAACAGCUACGGCGUCUGCUCGGGCCUGGAGCAGCUGGACUACUUCAAGGCCGCCCUGAACCUGCGGAAGCAGGCGGACAUCCUCGGCGCGCUGGCCGAGCAGGACAUCAAGCCCGACUACAAGCUCUACAGCACGGAGAAGAUCAGGCGGGCGGUGGAGCAGAAGCUGGGCGUCGCGCCGGGGCUGCAGUGCCGGGACGGGCCCUUCGGCCAGAAGCAGCUGUACCAGGUCUACCUCUGCGUGGACACGGACGCCAGGACCUUCAUCAAGUGCCCCAAGCUGCCGGCGACGCUGAGCUGCCCCGCGUCGGUCGUCUUCCACCCGUUCUACACCUGGAUGCUCAACUCCACCGCCGCCUCCGGCGCCGGCGCCGCCUUCGAAUCCAAGCUCCUGCUCCUCACCGAGACCAUGCUCAAGUGAGCGGACCGGAUCGAUCGAUUCCAAGAGCUAGCGGCUUGCUUGCUUGGCAAGCGCGCAGGUGGUCGUGGAAAAUAAAUCGUAUACUACUUCCUGAGGAAGAAGCUUAUUUCUACUCUGUUCAAACCGCUCGACGGAGAGCACCGUGCCUACCGCUCUCGCUCGCUGAGAAUAAAAUCACUCGUUUUUUUUUUGUUGUCGCGCUAAAUAAUCCAUCAUGUAUGUGGUAUGGCACAUAAGUAAGACCAUUCAGAUCCCAU